AUAAACAAACUGAUUACUGAUUGUCUAUAUAGAAAACCCGACUAGAGGGCAAACUAGGUGUCCAGUUACCAGACAGCUAGAACAUAGGCUAAGCUUUCGAUUACUGGAUGGUUAGAAAGUAUUGUGUGUCUUGGAACUUUGAAAUAAGAGCCUAGAUGAGCAGUAUACUGAAGAAACUGCAGUAUCUAGAGUUCCCGGAAUGUACAAAAGAAGCCCUGAACUAUAUAGUGAGGAAUUAUGCUUCAGACCCGCACAGGGGUGUUCCAGGAAGGGCAGGAGCUAGUGAAAAUAUUGCAGUGGAGGUGGCACAGGAGUAUAUUAUUGAUAUGUCAAGAAGGAAGGGGCAUAAACAUAGAAAAUUAAAUGCUGUCCAUGAGCUACAGCUGCUUGAGAUGUUAUGUUCAGCCUUGCAAGAGGCACCAGAGCAUGCUUGUUACAGCAUCUUCUCAGCCAUAUUUGGUGGCCAUGUUGACCCUUUCAAGAUCAACUUAAUGACUCAAUUGGUUUCCAUGGCAAUAUCUGUAAGUUGUGGUCCUGUGCUAGGAUGUGCAGCCAUAUGGAUGCAGGAGCAGGGCAGUCAGAGCCAGAGUGUGUGUGAUCUGGCGCAGAAACUUGUGGAUGAUUAUUGUAUGCUAUACCCCAACGUGAGCAAGGCAUUCAAGAACCUACCUAAAGUAUCUUCAUUGUUCACAUGCAACUUUAUGACAGCACUUACCACAAUCUAUCCAUACACAGAUGCUAGCAAAUCUCCACCACCUGUGCUAUUAGAAUGUAUUGUAGACUGGAUCUCAUCUGAUUCUUGUUUGUGUUCAGACUCUGUUAGACUGGUUCGUAUUCAAUCAACAUUUACCUGUCCAAUCGGUGGACUGGUUCGCUGGUGCAUUCUGGGACCUCUAGUGACAGCAAGUAGUGGUUCAGAUAAAAACGCAUCAGGUCACUCUAAAAUGGAACAGUCCAGUGCUUUAAAAGCUGUGACUUUCACAGAUGAGAAAUUACAAAGUUUAUUUCCAAGAUUACACCUGGCAGUGCUACAAAGUUUACAAGCUUACAAAAGUAUGGAACUUCAAGAGCACCUGUUGACCUUUACAGACCUAUUUAUAGUGUCUAAGACACUUGCAGUAUUUUAUAAAGGAGGGCAGUGCUCAGAGCAGUUAUUACCUGUUGUUAACACAUCAACAGACAGACUUGCUCAAAUCAUACAGGUUGCCCUGACAACCAAUAGUCUUCCAGGGAAGUUUGACAUUAGACAAGUUUGCGAAGGACUUCCACAGAACAGAUUGAUGCAGAUGAUCCUGACCAUGAGAUACGGGAAGCAAGAACCUAUGGACUUGUCAUGAGACAGUUCUCUUCAUAUCAUCCAGAAUCACUUUUACAUGUGCCAGGUUUCAUGUGCAAUGUAUUGAAAUAAAUUGCUACAAGUA
Messenger RNA from Mercenaria mercenaria, 1421 nucleotides. Its product is annotated as integrator complex subunit 15-like. The record is from RefSeq and is a predicted model, not a curated record. NCBI's taxonomy places the organism in Eukaryota, Metazoa, Mollusca, Bivalvia, Venerida, Veneridae. The transcript is spliced from 7 exons. Bases 156 to 1337 code for a protein of 393 amino acids.